Molecule: messenger RNA, 735 nt
Organism: Aspergillus pseudoviridinutans
Lineage: Eukaryota; Fungi; Ascomycota; Eurotiomycetes; Eurotiales; Aspergillaceae
Product: HAD family hydrolase
Exons: 2
Coding region: 1-735 (244 amino acids)
Source: RefSeq, a predicted model, not a curated record
AUGCCUAAGAUCACGGGAAUCUUCUUCGACUGCGACAACACCCUUGUCCUGUCGGAAGAGCUGGCCUUCGAAGCAUGCGCGGACCUUGCUAAUGAGAUUCUUGCGAAGCGCAACAUCCCUGAUCGCUAUACUGGCGGGCAGCUGAUCCAGGACUUCGUUGGUCAGAACUUCCGCGGAAUGAUGAUUUCUCUUCAAGCCAAAUAUAAGUUCGAGAUGUCCAAGGAAGAACUUGAGGAGUACGUCAUAAAGGAGGAGGACGAGGUCAUCGGCAAGCUCAACGAAAAGGCACAGCCUUGCGUUGGGGCCAACGAGCAGCUGGAGAAGAUCUACAAUUCCAAGAAGUAUGACCUUGCUGUCGUCUCCUCCUCCGCCCUGCGCCGUGUCAAAGCCUCCAUCAAGAAGGUUGGACAGGACAAAUACUUCGAUGACGACCUCAUCUUCAGCGCUGCUACCUCCCUCCCCAAGCCCACUUCCAAGCCUGAUCCUGCUAUCUACCUACAUGCCCUUGAGGUGUGCAAGAAGAAGCCCGAAGAAGUUGUUGCCAUUGAGGACAGCAAGUCUGGCGCUCUGAGUGCCAUCCGCGCCGGUAUCCCAGUCAUUGGUUACGUUGGCAGCUACCCUGGUGAUGACAAGAAGAUUGAGAUGGCCCAGCGUCUCGAGGAACUCGGUGCUAAGGUGAUCAUGAAGGACUGGAGCGAGUUCGAACAGUGCCUUGAGCAGAUCGAAAGAGCUUAA